UAUACAUAUGCACAUGCAUAUUUUAUGCCUUUGUGAAAUUAAUUUACUUGAAGCUUAGUGAGAUAUAAGUUUGCGUGUGAUACAAGUUUAAGAGGACCGAGGGAUUGCUUAUUUCAUCUUUCUUAAUUAAAAAUAUCAUAGUGCGUGGUCAGUGAAAUAAGUGUUAAGUGGUCUGAAUCAAUUCAAUUUUAUUUCUUACAAGACGUUUAGUUAACCAACUACUUACUCGAAAUAUAUUCUAACCCGUAAUGUAUUUGAGAUUUUGCAGCAGCGAACAAAUUAAAAAGAUAGAGUAUAUAAGACCAAUUACAACAAAGUCUCAUUUCUGUUUUCAGCCAAUCAAAGCUAUUGGACUUCGUUCAGUAAGUGCCUUCUUAUUUGAUCGAGACAUCUUUUGGUUGAAUAACGUGGAAUACUCGCACACUGUAAUAUUACAGCAAGGCAUGAGCAAAUUUGCGCAAAUUAUCCUUGACUUUCAAAUUGGGUGGAGGAAACUUACUGAUCCUGGUGACUGACAAGACACCAACUUCACAACAGAAAACGUUAAGCGAUAGCAGUAGCUUUUGUCAAAUGCAAAACUAUUAUCAUAGAUUGAUCAUUGAAAGAAUAUCAGAAAAUAACUUCAAAAUGACAGUUGAUUGGUAUCGGUAGCAGACAGUUUACUUUAUUUUGAGUUCCUAUUUAUAAUCAGCUGUCGGGCAUUUGACAUAUAUAGCAUAUUGGACUUUGAUGACAU
Molecule: messenger RNA, 736 nt
Organism: Ceratosolen solmsi marchali
Lineage: Eukaryota; Metazoa; Arthropoda; Insecta; Hymenoptera; Agaonidae
Exons: 2
Coding region: 249-515 (88 amino acids)
Source: RefSeq, a predicted model, not a curated record